Camellia sinensis is the source of this 1822-nucleotide messenger RNA. NCBI's taxonomy places the organism in Eukaryota, Viridiplantae, Streptophyta, Magnoliopsida, Ericales, Theaceae. The record is from RefSeq and is a predicted model, not a curated record.
UACUGAACAUUUGUUCCCAACCCCCUCUCCCGCACGGAAGUUUUCGUCUUCAUCGUUCCAAACCCUAACCCCAAAUCCUCUCUCUCACUCGCUCACUCACUCCUUCUCCACUAGCCAUGGCGGAGCUGAAACUCUCAGAGUCCCGAGACCUAACCCGAAUAGAGAGAAUCGGCGCACACUCCCACAUCCGAGGCCUGGGUCUCGACUCGACCCUCGAGCCCCGCUCCAUCUCGGAGGGCAUGGUCGGCCAGACCUCGGCCCGCAAGGCCGCCGGCGUCAUCGUCCAGAUGGUCAAAGAAGGCAAAAUCGCCGGUCGCGCCGUUCUCCUCGCCGGCCAACCCGGCACCGGCAAGACCGCCAUCGCCAUGGGCAUGGCCAAGUCCCUCGGCCAAGAAACCCCUUUCGCAAUGCUCGCUGGCAGCGAACUCUUCUCUCUCGAGAUGUCCAAAACCGAAGCCCUAAUGCAAGCCUUUCGAAAAGCAAUCGGAGUCCGAAUCAAAGAAGAAACGGAGGUCAUUGAAGGAGAAGUUGUCGAGAUUCAAAUUGAUCGGCCUGCGGUGGCUGGAGCGGCCUCCAAGACUGGGAAGCUGACGCUGAAGACCACGGAGAUGGAGACUGUAUAUGAUUUGGGGGCCAAGAUGAUUGAGGCUUUGGGGAAGGAUAAGGUUCAGAGUGGGGAUGUAAUUGCCAUUGAUAAAGCUUCUGGGAAGAUUAGUAAGCUUGGCAGGUCGUUUUCGAGGUCUAGGGAUUACGAUGCCAUGGGACCGCAGACCAAGUUCGUGCAGUGUCCUGAUGGGGAGUUGCAGAAGAGGAAAGAGGUCGUGCAUUGCGUUAAUCUUCACGAGAUUGAUGUUAUCAAUAGCAGAACACAGGGAUUUCUGGCUCUCUUCACCGGUGAUACUGGAGAAAUUCGCGCUGAAGUGAGGGAACAAAUUGACACAAAGGUUGCAGAGUGGAGGGAGGAAGGAAAGGCAGAGAUUGUGCCUGGUGUCCUCUUCAUUGAUGAAGUCCACAUGCUUGACAUUGAGUGUUUCUCUUUCCUAAACCGUGCUUUAGAAAAUGAUAUGGCACCGAUAUUGGUUGUUGCCACCAACAGAGGGAUCACUACAAUCCGAGGCACAAAUUACAAGUCUCCCCAUGGGAUUCCAAUUGAUUUCCUUGAUCGCCUACUCAUCAUCUCCACACAGCCCUACACAGAAGAAGAAAUUCGGAAAAUUCUAGACAUUAGAUCCCAAGAGGAAGAUGUGGAGAUGUCUGAAGAUGCGAAAGUGUUAUUGACAAAGAUUGGGGUAGAUACGUCUUUGAGAUAUGCCAUCAACCUAAUUACAUCUGCUUCAUUAGCUUGCCAUAAGCGGAAGGGAAAGAUUGUGGAAAUGGAGGACAUAAGUCGAGUUUAUGAACUAUUUUGGGAUGUGAAGAGAUCAACACAAUACUUGAUGGAAUAUCAGAGCCAGUACAUGUUCAAUGAAGUGCCACCAGGAGAGGCAGAUGAAGAUGAAGCCAAUGCCAUGGUCACUUGAGACUUUAUUCAGACUUGGAAAUUUGGGAGUUUGUGAUCUUAAUUGUGUAGCAACCAGAUUGUCAUGGAGGAUAGUCAAUGCAUAACGUAAUUUCCAUGUAAAAGUUAGGAUGAACAGAGAUUGAGUAGUUUCUAUUUACAUAUGGUUUUUGGAUUGUCAGGAUGUAUGCAUUUUUGUCUCAUUUGUAGAGAGGUUAUGUGGUUUGAAUUAUUUUUACAGCAGUUUAUUGCUUAUUGCCCUUUUUCAUUUGCAGUGAUGAAGAAUGAAAUAUGGACAAGUUUAUUUCCAUUUAUUUCCUAUAA